Elaeis guineensis (African oil palm) is the source of this 855-nucleotide messenger RNA. RefSeq lists its product as uncharacterized. The record is from RefSeq and is a predicted model, not a curated record. NCBI's taxonomy places the organism in Eukaryota, Viridiplantae, Streptophyta, Magnoliopsida, Arecales, Arecaceae.
AAAAAAAAAAAAUUAUCCGAACGCCGCGUCAAAAGACUACACAAUACUUGUAGCGAAAAGGACUCCGCGAUUCCCCUGUUCUCAAGUCAGCCCCCCCGGGAAGACGCCCCACAGAGCGAGACAGAGAGGGAAAGCGCUGGUCUUGGCUCCCAUGGAGGGUUUCGGACCGAGGUCCUACAACGAUGGAAGGAUGCAGCUCGGGACCUACGGCGGCCGUCCGGCCCCUCCCCCUUCCGGCGUUUACGAUUCGAGGAGCUACAGCGCGUCCUACAACUCCUCCGCCAACCCGAGCAGCGGCUAUGGAUACGGUUCCAGGGAGGUCAAGUUGGACAAGGGGAAGAGGUCAUCUGGUUCUUCCAAGAAGGUGUGGGUCUUCAGCGACCCGGAGUUCGAGAGGAAGAAGCGGGUGGCGAGUUACAAGCUCUACGCCGUCGAGGGGAGGGUGAAGGGGUCCCUCAAGAGGAGCUUCCGAUGGCUCAAGGAUAGAUACACCCAGGUGGUUUAUGGCUGGUGGUGAUCCCUUCUUCUGGGAACAAGUCAAUACAGCGUGGUUGCAGUUUGAGCCAUUAAAGGGGCGUUAUAUGUCUCAAGUCUGUUGCUUGUGACGUCCAUUUUGAAAGGGAAAAAUUCCAAAAUAAGUUAAGCAGAACGCUUUGUAUUCCCAUGUUGUAUAUUAUUUUAUUUAGUCUGAUGUUGUAUAGACCAUUUAGAUUUGUCUAGUGAUGCGUCUGUGUGAUUCUCAGUCCAAGUUCAGGUUCCAUACACUUGCUUUGGUUAUUUUAUGAAGUGCUUUGUAUCUCUGAAUUUAGUAAGGAGAAAUAAUUCAUGUGGGAGCUUACAUUUGGUUUGACUAGU